UGUAUAUAUAUGUAUAUAUAUGUAUGUAUAUAUAUAUAUAUAUGUAUGUGAAAAAAAAUUCAACCAACAAUCAUUUUGGAAAAUCAUAAUCGUUCGAAUUGCCAAAGAAAAACGUACAAAUGUCAGAGAUUCGUAGAUCGGUUGUUCGAGUUCGUCAACUCUCAUUACAACCACCCACGCCGCGAAGAUUGCAAUUGAGACGACAAAAAACGUCGGACGACGAGCAAUCUUCAAAGAUUCACAAUGAUCCUAUUGGAUCUGAUAGAAGUCGAGUUAAUUCGAGAUCAGGAUCUUCGAAACCGAAGGUACGCAUAGCUUGGAGCGAACGACACCGUGAAAAUAACAGCAUCGAGCAAGUAGAAGUCGUUGCACGUCAAAUCACUGGUAAGUCAAAGUCAACCACGAAAAAAUCUCGAAACAGGAAUAUAAUUGAAAACGGAGAAAAGGCUUCGAUACUUUAUUCGAGGCAAGAGCUUACAGAAAGAUUAAGACUUGCCUGGAAACAUCGCGAAGAAAAUAAAACCAAUAUCGAUAUAUAUUUGGCGCAUGGUGUACGCGAGGAACGAUGCAAUUCUGAAUCAUCGAAUUAUCCUGCCAUAUCGGAACCGCAAACACCACCACCACCACCACCAGUCUCCAAAAAUGAAAUACUUCGAUCAUCAGAAAAUGAUAGACAUCCUAUUACUGAUAGCAAGCAUUUGGAUAAUUCUUACGGCGAUGAUACGUGUGAAAUUCAAACGACCAAGCGUACGGAUUCUUUUGAAAGUAGAACGGACUUAGACAAGGACAUUAAGGAAACAAAAAGACCUAAAAAGACGAAGGUUAUCGAGAACAAUUUAAAAGUUGUUGAAACUUCUUCGGUUAAACUUCAAAACGAUGUUUGCUAUUCUGAGCCAAUCGAGAGGAUUAAGUAUGUAGAAAGUACCACUAACGAGACAUUAAAAGGAACAAUCGAGGUUUCAGUCGAUCAAUCCAAUAAAAAUGAAAAAAGUGUGUCGAUCGAGGCAGAGGAUAACAUCAAAUUACCAACGUUAAAGUCCGAAAUUACAGCAUUAAACGUCUCCAAAUCUCAAAACGAAGCAACCUCGGCGAAACAGAAACGCGCUAAUUUUCGAAACGGUACGAAUCGAGCAUUUCUAUACACGGAAACUGAUAAGACUGUUGUAUCAAAAAUGUCGACCGCCGAUACCGAUGUUCAAAGAAGUUCUUUGUGUAAAAGAACGACGGAAAUGAAACAAAUUGAAGCAAAAAAUGUGAUUAAAAACGUAAACGAUCAAAAGCUUAAUCGAAAGUCAAGAAGUAGCUCGGCACCGUUGCAAGGAAGAAAUUCAUCUCGUAUUCAAGUAAAUAUCGUUAUAGAUACGAACUGUGAUUCUAAAAAUACAAUUCAAAAAAAUUCCAACGAAAUUAACGACAAAGGAAAAGUUAACGAGGAAGGUGUUCUUGAUAAAAAAAAAGAUAUUCUGUUGAAGCCGUCAUACGUUCGUCCAAUAAAAUCAGCUCCGUUAAAAAAGCGUCUUAAAAGUAUAAAAAAACGACAACACAGCUUAGGAUCCGCUUGCAAAGAUGAACAAUGCAAUAAUGGCUUACGAGGUCGAUGUGGAUUAUCUAUGAAAGAUUGCGAUGGGAAAUCGAACGACGUCAUUACCAUGGUUUCUUUGGUUAGUUCUACCGAAAGCGAUAGCGAUCUGGAAAAUUCACCGAACGAAGCUAAAUUGAUCGAUCAGUUGCGAGAAAAAUUAUCUACAACGCCCAUCAUAAAAACCUCGACAACACCGAUCCCAGGAAAUAUUAGGAAAUCUGUAAAAUCAGUUUCCUUUCAAAGAGAUUCUUUCGACGAGGAUUGCACUCUGGAAAAAACGCAAUUUGAUUGUAUAAAAACAAAAGCUACGAUAUCUCAAAAUCAUUUCAUAAAAGAUUCCAAAGAAUUAUCGGGAGAAUACGGAACGAGCAAAGAAUCGAUUCAUUGGAAAUCGAACGAAAUCAAAACGGCUUUUCCCAUGCUUUCGUUUAUCCAAGAUGAAAGCGAAUCUUUAUGCGUUCCUUUAAUGGACCAUGACAUGCGAAGUCUAGCCGUGCCAAUCGGAAAUGUGGAUGAUAUGAAAAAGAAGUCACAUAGAAUACGUAAUACUUCAACAGUAUCUGUCCUUGAUAAAAAAGCAACGAUGAUAGAGAUGAAAAAAGAUAACGAAAUAAUAACAACUGACGAUCAAUUAGUUACACGUCGAUCAACGAUUUCUAAUAAAUUUUUACUUUCAAAUGUCAAUCCUAACACCACGGAGAUUUCUUUGAAAGAAAAGAAUUCAGAUGCAAUAUCGAUAGAAACGGAGCCACGAUUUCAAACACGCAAAGAAAAAGAUUGUUGGCAUCUUUAUAAACGAAUGUGCGACAAAGGAGUCAACGUUUCGUUCGACACGGUUUUAAGAGGAAUGCUCACACCCACGGAAUAUCGAUUACGACAGAAAGAAUGUUCGGAGAAUUUUUAAAGAGCAUUUUUAAAAUGUCCCCCCCCCUCAGCCCCCUUUGCUUGUUUAGCACUUGUUACAUCCAUCUGUGAAUAUUUAUUUAGCGUCUUAUUGUUAGUAUUGCGAAUUAUUAUUGGGUGGUAUUGAUUAUCUCGUAUACGUCGCGAGAAACACAAAAAUCUCUCCUAUCUUCAAAACCUACGACAGUUUAUAUUGAAUAAUAUAUAACUGUUGGUAUGAUUAUU
Polistes canadensis is the source of this 2710-nucleotide messenger RNA. RefSeq lists its product as uncharacterized. The transcript is spliced from 9 exons. The record is from RefSeq and is a predicted model, not a curated record. Lineage: Eukaryota; Metazoa; Arthropoda; Insecta; Hymenoptera; Vespidae. The coding region runs from base 120 to 2486 and encodes 788 amino acids.